Molecule: messenger RNA, 1902 nt
Organism: Mucor mucedo
Lineage: Eukaryota; Fungi; Mucoromycota; Mucoromycetes; Mucorales; Mucoraceae
Product: Cation/H+ exchanger
Exons: 9
Coding region: 76-1479 (467 amino acids)
Biological process (GO): proton export across plasma membrane; regulation of membrane potential; sodium ion export across plasma membrane
Cellular component (GO): plasma membrane
Molecular function (GO): sodium:proton antiporter activity
Source: RefSeq, a predicted model, not a curated record
AUACAUCUUUUCCUCUCUUUUCUUAUCAAAUUGUGAUAGUUUUGUCUAAAUAACAAAUUCAAUUUUAUAAAGAGGAUGGAUAUUGACACAACAGUUUCGACUGUAGCAGCUGUAUUAGGAGGCUUUAUUUUAUUAUAUGGAGUAUGCUCUCUUGUAAUUAAAGAGAAGCUUUAUAUAUCAGAAGCAUCUGUUGCUAUUUUAUGCGGCAUUUUAUGUGGACCGGUAGGAUUCAACCUUAUCAACAUUGAUGACUGGGUUUAUAAAGAGGAUGUGUCACGACAAUUUACACGAAUUGUAAUAGCCAUCCAAGUCAUGGCUGCUGGUGUUUCUUUACCCAAGGCUUACUUACAAAAGGAAUACAAGUCGUUGCUAAUUUUAUUGGGACCUGUUAUGGUCUUUAUGUGGGUUGUGAGUGGCCUUUGCGUUUGGUAUUUCAUUCCCGGUUUAACUUUUCUGGAGGCACUCAUGAUUGCGUCUUGCUUUACGCCUACGGACCCUGUUUUGGCGAACUCUAUUGUUCAAGGCUAUUUUGCAGAGCAGCAUGUGCCACCUAAUAUUCGCCAUUUAAUCGUUGCAGAGAGCGGUGCUAAUGACGGCCUGGGAUAUCCGUUCUUAUUUUUGGCUAUUUAUCUUAUUCAGAUGGCUACAGCUGGCGACGCAGUUCUUAAAUGGUCCUGGUAUAUUAUGGGAUACGAAAUUGGUUUCUCCAUUUUUAUUGGAUUUGCCGUGGGAUAUGUCGCCAGAAAAACCUUGCGGUUUUCCGAAGAAAGAAACUGGAUUGAUAAGGAAUCGUUUUUGGUUUAUGCAAUUGCCUUAUCUUUAUUUUUGAUGGGUUCUGUCGGGCUGUUAGGAAGUGAUGAUCUUUUGGCUUGCUUUAUUGCAGGAAACUCAUUUACAUGGGAUGAUUGGUUUAGAACUGAAACAGAAAAUGCACACUUGACAGAAGUGAUCGACAUGCUUUUAAAUCUUAGUAUAUUUGUCUAUAUUGGUCUAACCAUGCCUUGGUCUGCAUUCAAUAGUCUCGAGACAAAUUUGACUAUUUGGAAAUUACUGGGACUCGCAGCCGCUGUAUUAUUAUUUAGAAGGUUACCCAUCAUCCUAGGAUUGUACAAAUAUAUACCCGCGAUUUCAAACUGGCGACAGGCCAUAUUUAUGGGGUGGUUUGGUCCCAUGGGUGUAGGCGCAUUAUUUUAUUACACAAUUGCUAUCCAGUUUUUUGAAACAGACGGAGAAAAUGCGUAUGCCAGACUCGUUAUUGAACCGAUUAUUUAUUUCAUUAUAUUAUCUUCUGUGGUCAUCCAUGGUAUCACAAUACCUAUAUUUUUCUUGGGAUCUUUUGCCACACGGACGCUCACUAAAACAAAUUCAAAAUCGUCCUCUUUACCCAAUGAGACCUCCUUAUGUGACGAAUCUUAUGUCACGUAUGGUACUAUCCUUCCAACCAACAAUUUGGAUACUUCAAAAAUGGAUGGUGCCUGAACGAAAAAUGUUUCCAACGUUUGAAUUAAAAGCAGCUUAUCUUAAUGAGACUCUAAGAUAUUUAAAGUGCUUAGUACCAGCACUUUGUAAGUUAUUACUACUUAUGACAGGAUUACCAACACUCUCGCCUAUUUGUGUUACGGUUUACAUGUUACUAAUAAAGAAAAUAAGUAUAAUUAAAUAAACUAGUUCAGUUCAGCCGUAAACAAUAACGAGAUCUUAAGACUAGAACGGGUAAUGUUCUUUUUAAAUAAAACAAUAGAGUUUCAUAGCAUAUUAAAUCGUUACAUCAGAUUUGGACUCCUCACUACCAACCUUGGGUCUGUGUAAUUCUUUAGGAUUUCUUUAUUACGUAAUAAUUAUGUGUAAAAGUAGGACAGCUGAAGCCGCUAUUUUUAACUUUGACAGGACACUCCUUUUUUG